ACCACUGCCCUGGCACCAUGCCUAUGACACUGGGUUACUGGAAUGUCCGCGGACUGACACACCCCAUUCGCCUGCUCCUGGAAUACACAGACUCAAGCUAUGAGGAGAAGAGAUACGUCAUGGGGGACGCUCCCAACUUUGACAGAAGCCAGUGGCUGAGUGAGAAGUUCAAUCUGGGACUGGACAUUCCCAAUCUGCCCUACUUAAUUGACGGCCCCCACAAGAUCACUCAGAGCAACGCCAUCCUGCGCUACCUUGGCCGCAAGCACAACCUGUGUGGGGAGACAGAGCAGGAGAGGAUUCGUGUGGACACUUUGGAGAACCAGGUCAUGGACACCCGCAUCCAUCUCAUGAUAGUCUGCUGCAACCCUGACUUUGAGAAGCAGAAGCCAGAGUUCUUGAAGGCCAUCCCCGACAAGAUGAAAAUCUAUUCUGAGUUCCUGGGCAAGCGGCCAUGGUUUGCAGGGGACAAGAUCACCUAUGUGGAUUUCCUCGCCUAUGAUAUUCUUGACCAAUACCGCUUAUUUGAGCCCACGUGCCUGGAUGCCUUCCCAAACCUCAAGGACUUCUUGGCCCGCUUUGAGGGCUUGAAGAAGAUCUCUGCCUACAUGAAGAGUAGCCGCUUUCUCCCAAGACCCGUGUUUACUAAGAUGGCCCAAUGGGGUACCGAUUAGGUCCCUGCCAGCCCCUGCCAUGCUGGCACUCCCAGGGAGAAUCUGUCCACACAGGGGUCCUCCAGGCCCUGGGACAGCUGGCCUUCUGCACCGCUGCCUCACUGUUCCCAUUUCUUUCUCCUUUCCACAAGGCUUUGUCAGUCCCCUGCUUCCUAAUCAGGCCUGUCUUAGUCAAGUCCCUGUGGUUGACAUUCUCCCCGCUUCCUUUCACCAAGGCCCCUUCUUCAUUUGUGCCCCAACCGACCACACAGUCCUCUUCUAUGAUUUGAUAUUCGCCCUUAACACAGUUCCCUAGAAUUACCGUACAGGUCAAUACUGUUUCAAGUUCCCCAGUGGCGGGUGUUAGGUUGGGAGCCUAGGCCCCAGUCCCUCGCAUCUAUCCCAGGCCUGGUCUGGACUUCAAAUCCCAGCAGGCCAGGUCCUGACCCCACCCGUAGGGUACCACUCCCCGGGGUACUUAAGUGAUCCCCCAAAAGAAAAACACGUGGUCCCCCUUUCUUCCUCCUCGGGGGGGUCGCUUUUUUGUGGCUUUCCGUUUCCCUCUCGGGGCCACCCGAGAGCGCAGAUCUCCCAUUGAACCUGGAUAUUUCUUAAUUUGGUUUGUUUUGAUUUGGCUUGAUUGGGAACUUUUGCGUCGUCAGAGAGCUCGCUUAGGAAAUAUUCCUAACAGCGGGGCUCCCCCAGGCCUGUCUCAUCUCCAAUAAAG
Chionomys nivalis (European snow vole) is the source of this 1380-nucleotide messenger RNA. Its product is annotated as glutathione S-transferase Mu 3. The transcript has 8 exons. Gene Ontology annotation, biological process: glutathione metabolic process. The coding region runs from base 18 to 674 and encodes 218 amino acids. NCBI's taxonomy places the organism in Eukaryota, Metazoa, Chordata, Mammalia, Rodentia, Cricetidae. The record is from RefSeq and is a predicted model, not a curated record. Gene Ontology annotation, molecular function: glutathione transferase activity.